Messenger RNA from Brassica rapa (field mustard), 1436 nucleotides. Its product is annotated as alpha carbonic anhydrase 5. Gene Ontology annotation, molecular function: carbonate dehydratase activity; zinc ion binding. Gene Ontology annotation, biological process: one-carbon metabolic process. NCBI's taxonomy places the organism in Eukaryota, Viridiplantae, Streptophyta, Magnoliopsida, Brassicales, Brassicaceae. The record is from RefSeq and is a predicted model, not a curated record.
UAAGCUACUCUUAUUAGAUUGUAGAAUGUAAGAGUAUGAAUAAUUAACACAUGUAAUAACUAGAAGCUAGUAAAAAUUCGACACACGAUCUGUUCAACUUGUUUGGUGAAUCACACCAAGAUUAUAUAUCUCCAUAAAUGCAUGAUACUAACACACACAAAGAUAUCCUACCCCUUUAUAGAAUUAUAAAACUUUAUUAAAUUACCAAAAACAAAAGAAACAUAAAGGAAACUAGAGAAAAUGAAGGUGCAGUCAGGAGCAAAUAAAGACAUUUAAAAUCUGAUAUCUUGACUGACAGAAAUAAAAAAGAAUAAAUUGUUUAUCACCAUUGUUAAUUAAUCUUCUUUCAAUAUUUCACUCCCUGGUUUAUACAUAACAUAAGACAAUGAAGAGACCAUCAAUUGUACGCGUCAUUUUCCUUAUCGUCAUCUCUAUUACCACUGCCUCGGGUUCACCAGACCAUGGAGAAGUUGAGGACGAAACGGAGUUUAACUACGAGAAGGGAGGAGAGAAGGGGCCAGAGAAAUGGGGAACACUAAAGCCAGAAUGGAAAAUGUGUGGAAACGGCACGAUGCAGUCACCUAUUGAUCUUACGGACAAAAGAGUCUUCAUUGAUCAUAAUCUUGGACCGUUACGCAGCCAUUAUUUACCUUCUAAUGCCACCAUUAAGAACAGAGGCCAUGAUAUCAUGUUGGAAUUUGAAGGAGGGAAUGCAGGUAUGGGUAUAACUAUCAAUGGUACUGUAUAUCAACUUCAACAGCUUCAUUGGCACUCUCCUUCCGAACACACCAUCAACGGCAAAAGGUUUGUUCUCGAGCAACACAUGCUUCAUCAGAGCAAAGAUGGACGCUUAGCCGUUGUGGCGUUCUUGUACAGCUUGGGACGACCUGACUCUUUUCUCCUUUCGUUGGAAAAACAAUUGAAGAGGAUAACUGAUGCACAUGAGUCCGAGGAUUUUGUCAGUUUGAUUGAUCCUAGAGCAGUCAAUUUCAAAACAAAAUUCUAUUACAGAUAUUUAGGAUCACUUACAACUCCUCCAUGUUCUGAAAACGUUACUUGGUCCAUUUCUAGAGAGAUGAGGACUGUGACAUUGAAACAGUUGAACUUGCUUCGCGUGUCUGUACACGAUCAAUCUAAUACGAAUGCUAGACCGCUUCAACGGCAAAACGGGCGUCCCGUGAAAUUUUACUUACCAGCAUGGCAUAUUUAACCAAUCCGAAGUUGUUGUUCACUCUAUUUGAGCUUGGUUAAACCUAGUUUCACGUUAAUCUCUUAGUUUUAUCAUGUACUGAUAUCAAAAACAGAACACUAAUUAAGAAGAAAUUGGUUUGAGUUCAUUUUAAAGAGAUAGAUAUCACUUAGAAGAUGAGUAUUAACUAUUAACAAUCUUGUAAGCGAUAAGUUUCUGGAUUCAUCGGAAUUAACGUACUCUUCUU